Acaromyces ingoldii is the source of this 1794-nucleotide messenger RNA. RefSeq names its product Hydantoinase B/oxoprolinase. Gene Ontology annotation, molecular function: 5-oxoprolinase (ATP-hydrolyzing) activity. Bases 1 to 1794 code for a protein of 597 amino acids. Gene Ontology annotation, cellular component: cytosol. Gene Ontology annotation, biological process: glutathione metabolic process. The record is from RefSeq and is a predicted model, not a curated record. NCBI's taxonomy places the organism in Eukaryota, Fungi, Basidiomycota, Exobasidiomycetes, Exobasidiales, Cryptobasidiaceae. The transcript has 7 exons.
AUGACCAACGAUGAAAAGAGCAGCAAGGGUGAGGAGGCAGACCCGAUCUUGCUCUCGCUGUUCGCGGCACGCUUCAUGAGCGUGGCCGAAGCGAUGGGCCGGUCGCUCCAGCACACAUCCAUCUCAACGAAUAUCAAGGAGCGCCUCGACUUUUCAUGCGCCCUCUUCAGCCCCGACGGCUCUCUCGUCGCCAAUGCGCCCCACCUGCCUGUCCACUUGGGCAGCAUGUCUUUCGCUGUGCGCUACCAGAUUGCGCGGCUCUCUGGCGAGGCUCAGGAGCCCGACGACGACGAGCAGGACCGCGGCAUCAAUCAGGGCGACGUCAUCCUGGCCAACCACCCAAGCGCAGGAGGCAGCCACCUGCCGGACAUGACGUGCAUCACGCCCGUCUUUGACGAUGCAGGAAAGAACAUCAUCUUCUUUACAGCGAGCAGGGGCCAUCACGCAGACAUUGGAGGGAUCCUGCCAGGAAGCAUGCCGCCGACGUCCAAGGUCAUCUACGAAGAAGGGGCGCAGAUCAAGUCUUUCAAGCUCGUUCGAAGGGGUGUCUACGAUCGAAAAGGGCUCUUGCGGCACCUUUGCGAGGAGCCUGCCAAAUACCCCGGCUGCAGCGGGACAAGGUGCCUGAGAGAUGUUGAGUCGGACCUCCAGGCACAGGUCGCUGCCAAUCAGAAGGGUAUCAACCUCAUCCAUGGCCUCGUCGCCGAAUGGGGGCUCGAAACCGUCCAGGCUUACAUGGGCCACAUCCGCGCCAACGCUGAGCUAGCCGUUCGCAAUCUCCUCAAAGAGGUUGCCUCAAGGCAGGGGACCAACGAACUCUGGGCAAGGGAUUUCAUGGAUGAUGGCUCGCCCAUCGAGCUCCGGGUGACUAUCGACAAGGACAAGGGAUCAGCCGUCUUUGAUUUCGAAGGGACUGGACCGGAAGUGUACGGCAACCAUAACUGCCCAAAGUCGGUGGUCCACUCGGCCAUUAUCUACUGCCUCCGAGCGAUGGUGGACCUCGACAUUCCUCUGAACCAAGGCUGCCUCAACCCCAUCGAAGUGCGCAUUCCCAAAGGCUGCUUCUUGGACCCCAGCGACACCGCCGCCGUCGUCGGCGGCAAUGUCUUGACGAGCCAGCGCAUCACCGAUGUCGUCCUCAAAGCCUUCCAGGCCUGCGCGGCGAGCCAGGGUGACUGCAACAACCUGACCUUUGGCCUUGGAGGGACCGACGAAAAGGGAAAUCACAUAGAGGGCUUUGGUUACUAUGAGACCAUCGCUGGAGGUAGCGGCGCCGGCCCAAGCUGGCAAGGGACGAGUGGCGUCCACACCCACAUGACAAACACCCGCAUCACUGAUCCUGAAAUCAUGGAGCGGCGCUACCCUGUCGUCCUCCGCGAAUUCUCCCUUCGCGACGGCAGUGGCGGCAAGGGAAAGUACGACGGUGGUCGAGGCGUCGUGCGAGACAUUGAAUUCCUCUCAAAGGAGAUUCAGGUCUCGAUCCUCUCGGAGCGAAGGGUCUUUGCGCCGUAUGGCCUCAAUGGGGGCGGCGAUGGCCAGAGCGGGCUCAACAUCUGGGUGAAGAAGGACGAGUCGGGCGAAGCGGGGGCAGAGAGGAGGAUCAACCUGGGAGGCAAGACAACGGUCAAAUUCAAGAGGGGCGACCGGAUCAUUGUCAACACGCCAGGUGGCGGAGGGUGGGGCACGCCCGAGGGCGAUGCAAAGCAGCAAAAUGAUGCAGACAAGACGCACGUCCACAUCGACAGACGCCAAGGCUCUCUAGCCGAGCGCGAGGCAGCCUCACUCGGUGCUUGA